Messenger RNA from Talaromyces rugulosus, 906 nucleotides. RefSeq lists its product as uncharacterized. NCBI's taxonomy places the organism in Eukaryota, Fungi, Ascomycota, Eurotiomycetes, Eurotiales, Trichocomaceae. The coding region runs from base 1 to 906 and encodes 301 amino acids. Gene Ontology annotation, molecular function: zinc ion binding; oxidoreductase activity, acting on single donors with incorporation of molecular oxygen; ferrous iron binding. The record is from RefSeq and is a predicted model, not a curated record. The transcript has 2 exons.
AUGGGCGUUGGCAUUCUCGGCUUCAUCUCCUCCCUCGUCUACCAGCGCGGAAUCUCAACCACGGCCAGAAUGGCUGCAGCAGACGUCCAGGCUCCUGUGAUCUCCCUGUCGCAUGGCGGCGGCCCGAUGCCCAUCCUCGGCGACCCCGACCACAGGCAUCUCGUCAACUCGUGGAAAACGCGCGUGCGCAAGGUGCUCAAGCUCAACACCCCAGAGGCCCCCAAAGCCAUCAUAUUGGUGACAGCACACUGGUCUACCGGGCAGCCAACUAUCUCGUCGGGCUCGAGACACGAACUGUACUACGACUACUACGGCUUUCCGCAGGAGGCCUACUCUCUCAAAUACAAUGCUAGCGGAUCGCCCGACAUUGCUCAAGAAAUAUUCAAGCGCCUACAAAAGGCCGGCUUUUCCCCGAAACUAGACGACAAGAGAGGCUGGGACCACGGCGUGUUUGUCCCGCUGAAAAUGAUCAUCCCAGACGAGUCCAUUCCCGUGAUUCAGAUGUCGGUAUUGGACUCGGAGGACCCGGAAGACCAUUUCAAGAUGGGACAAGCCAUUUCCGAUCUGCGCAAGGAAAAUAUCGCCAUCAUUGGAUCCGGAUAUGCAACGUUCCAUAACCUGCGAGUCAUGUUUAGCGGCAGCGCGAAUACGCCGGCUUUCAAGGCGAACAUUCGCGAGUGGUCCGAAGUGCUCAACGAGGCCGUCAUGACCGAGGAGGCAGACAAGCGACUGGCCAAAUUGAAACACUGGCGACAAUUCCCGCAUGCGUAUACCAUGCAUCCUAACGGCGGAGCAGAGCAUUUCCUGCCUCUCAUCGUGGCGGCGGGUGCAGCGGGCUCGGGCAAGGGUGGACUGUAUGGAGACGAAUACAAGGGGAACGACAUGUUUUCGUUUUAUUGGGAGUAG